Endocarpon pusillum Z07020 is the source of this 1059-nucleotide messenger RNA. RefSeq lists its product as uncharacterized. NCBI's taxonomy places the organism in Eukaryota, Fungi, Ascomycota, Eurotiomycetes, Verrucariales, Verrucariaceae. The transcript has 4 exons. The record is from RefSeq and is a predicted model, not a curated record. The coding region runs from base 1 to 1059 and encodes 352 amino acids.
AUGAUCGGCGGAAAUCAGGUCGCUGGCUCAGCAGAGUUCUUCGCAAUGUUGAGCCAGUCAUGCGAUCGAAUGUACGUGUCUCACUCAAAGGAGGAGACUGCUGCCCUCAGAAAGAAAAUUACCCACCUCAACAAGGAGAUUGGCCGUCUCAAGGAGUGUGAAGCUCACGUCCAGCGACUUUCACAGGAGAAAAACAACGCUGAAUCUGACGAAGAGCAGGUCGAACACGAAAAACUAACCAUCAAAGGGGAGGUUUUCACAUUGACAGGUGAAACAGCGGCGUUGAGAGGCGAGCUACACAAGCUCCAGGAUGACUUGAGCGACUCGAGAACUGAUCAUGCCGAAGUGCUUCGGAGAGUGACGGCCAGCACGACUGUCAAAGACGCGGAGAUAACUCGAUUGAGACGAGAUUUAGAGACCGAAAAGAGCGGAAAUUGCACAGAUUCGUUACACGAGGAGCUCCAUCGGACCUUGGGCUUCCUCGACAAUGAGAAAGCUAACGACUUCAUUCACCUUCACCGAGAAAUACGACGUUUACGGGCACAACUCACUUCCGAGAAGAAAGCGAAUAGGAAGUCUUUGGAAAAAGAUUUGGCAGUUCUCCAAAACGAGCUUAAGUUUGGUGCAGAUAGAUAUCGUACUAACGACCUUGCCCAACAAGUCGCACAACUUCAGUUAGAUCUUGGAAAAGAGAGCGUUGCCAAUCGAGCCUGGCGCGAACAGUACCAUGAACAUGAACUGAGAGCAGAAAGGCAUCCAGGAAGGAACCAACUCGAGACUCAGACCAGAAACGACCACACAGUUGCCUUAAGCCAGCAGGUAGAUCCACUGCGGACUGAUCUCGAGGAUAGAACUGCAGCUGAUCGAGAACUUCGCACACAGCAAGUAGAAUGUGAACGAACUGCACAGGCAACAGCGAGUCAAUAUCAAAGCCUCCAGAGUGAGUUUGACAGCCUUAGAGCUCAGUUUGAAAACCACGUGAAGACUAACAAGGCUACAUCUCUUCGCCAACAGAUCGAGAAGCUCCAGGGACCUAACGAAGGUGACCAGCGCCAAUGA